AUGCCGGCUAAACCCACGCCAGCUAAACCCUCGCCGGCUAAACCCACGCCGGCUAAACCCACGCUGGCUAAACCCUCGCCGGCUAAACCCAUGCCGGUUAAACCCACGCCGGCUAAACCCACGCCGGUUAAACCCAUGCCGGCUAAACCCACGCCAGCUAAACCCACUGCCGCUAAACCCACGCCAGCUAAACCCUCGCCAGCUAAACCCACGCCAGCUAAACCCACGCUGGAUAAACCCACACCAACUAAACCCACGCUAACUAAACCCACGUCGGCUAAACCCAUGCCGGCUAAACCCACGCUGGAUAAACCCACGCCAGCUAAACCCACGCCAACUAAACCCACGUCGGCUAAACCAAUGCCGGCUAAACCCACGCUGGAUAAACCCACACCAACUAAACCCACGCCAACUAAACCCACGUCGGCUAAACCCAUGCCGGCUAAACCCACGCCAGCUAAACCCUCGCCGGCUAAACCCACGCCGGCUAAACCCACGUCGGCUAAACCCUCGCCGGCUAAACCCACGCUGGCUAAACCCACGCCAGCUAAACCCACGCCGGCUAAACCCACGCCAGCUAAACCCACGCCAGCUAAACCCACGCCAGCUAAACCCACGCCAGCUAAACCCACGCCAGCUAAACGCACGCCGGCUAAACCCACGCCAGCUAAACCCGUGCCGGCUAAACCGACGCCAGCUAAACCCGUGCCGGCUAAACCCACGCCGGCUAAACCCACGCCGGCUAAACCCACGCCAGCUAAACCCGUGCUAGCUAAACCCACGCCGGCUAAACCCUCGCCAGCUAAACCCACGCCGGCUAAACCCACGCCGGCUAAACCCGUGCCGGCUAAACCCACUCCAGCUAAACCCACGCCAGCUAAACCCACGCCGGCUAAACCCACGCCGGCUAAACCCACGCCAGCUAAACCCACGCCAGCUAAACCCACGCCAGCUAAACCCACGCCAGCUAAACCCGCGCCAGCUAAGCCCGUGCUAGCUAAACCCAUGCCGGCUAAACCCACGCCAGCUAAACCCACGCCAGCUAAACCCAUGCCGGCUAAGCCCACGCCGGCUAAACCCACGCCAGCUAAACCCGUGCUAGCUAAACCCACGCCAGCUAAACCCGUGCUAGCUAAACCCACGCCGGCUAAACCCACGCCAGCUAAACCCACGCCAGCUAAACCCACGCCAGCUAAACCCACGCCGGCUAAACCCACGCCGGCUAAACCCACGCCGGCUAAACCCACGCCGGCUAAACCCACGCCGGCUAAACCCACUGCCGGCUAA
Messenger RNA from Lethenteron reissneri (Far Eastern brook lamprey), 1287 nucleotides. RefSeq lists its product as uncharacterized. NCBI's taxonomy places the organism in Eukaryota, Metazoa, Chordata, Hyperoartia, Petromyzontiformes, Petromyzontidae. Gene Ontology annotation, cellular component: keratin filament. The record is from RefSeq and is a predicted model, not a curated record.